Messenger RNA from Anoplopoma fimbria (sablefish), 3199 nucleotides. Its product is annotated as CUGBP Elav-like family member 2. Gene Ontology annotation, cellular component: cytoplasm; ribonucleoprotein complex; nucleus. Gene Ontology annotation, molecular function: mRNA 3'-UTR binding. The transcript is spliced from 14 exons. The record is from RefSeq and is a predicted model, not a curated record. Gene Ontology annotation, biological process: regulation of alternative mRNA splicing, via spliceosome; mRNA splice site recognition. The coding region runs from base 278 to 1837 and encodes 519 amino acids. Lineage: Eukaryota; Metazoa; Chordata; Actinopteri; Perciformes; Anoplopomatidae.
GCCUCUGCUGCAGCUCGGUGUGCAGUGUGACAGCGGCUCGCCUGCGUUCAUUCCAGUCGGGGGCCGGGCAGAGAGACACUAGAAGGAAAGGGAAUAAGGCGGACACGGGGCUCUCUCUCUCUCUCUCUCUCUCUCUCUCUCGCAGUUUUGAAGAAGACGCCCCCACCACCACCACCGCCCUGCACCUGCUCCGCUCCGUCUCGUUGCCGUCUCGCAGGAGUUGAUCCUCUUGCGAGUGAGCGGACGUUCGCCUCUCAUUGUUCGGGUCGACGUUGUUAUGAGCAUGACUUCGGCGUUCAGCCUGGACUACCACCCUCUGACCGAAAGUCGGUUAAUGGCCUCUAGCGACACAGUCAACGGCAACGGCAGCAAGAUGAACGGGUCGCUGGAGCAGUUGGACCAGCCGGACCCAGACUCCAUCAAGAUGUUUGUGGGCCAGAUCCCGCGGGCCUGGUCAGAAACAGAACUUAAAGAGCUUUUUGAGCCCUUCGGCGCUGUGCACCAGAUCAACAUCCUCCGUGAUCGCACCCAGAAUCCCCCUCAGAGCAAAGGAUGCUGUUUUGUUACUUUUUAUACACGAAAAGCUGCACUGGAGGCCCAGAAUGCACUGCACAACAUAAAGACUUUAAGUGGGAUGCAUCAUCCUAUCCAGAUGAAACCCGCUGAUAGUGAGAAAACAAGUGCGGUAGAAGACAGAAAACUCUUCAUCGGAAUGAUUUCAAAGAAAUACGGCGAGAACGAGAUCAGAAUGAUGUUCUUGUCUUUCGGGCAGAUGGAAGAGUGCCGAAUUCUCCGGGGACCAGAUGGUCAAAGCAGAGGCUGUGCGUUUGUCACAUUUGCUACCAGGGCAAUGGCACAGAAUGCAAUCAAAACCAUGCAUCACUCUCAGACUAUGGAGGGCUGUUCCUCACCUCUGGUGGUGAAGUUUGCCGACACACAGAGAGAUAAGGAGCAGAGGCGCCUGCAGCAGCAGCUAGUACAGCAGAUUCAGCAGCUCAAUAGCGCCUCCACCUGGGGAAACCUGGCCGGCCUGGGGACCCUCUCACCGCAGUACCUGGCAUUGCUCCAGCAGGCCACAUCUACCAGUAACCAAGGCAGUUUUAAUAACAUUCAGAGGCUAGGAGCAGGUGUGAACCCCCUUCAGCUUCAGAACUUGGCCACAUUAGCUGCUGCUGCGGCUGCAGCCCAGAGUUCUGGCAGCCAAAACUCCACCAGCGCUAUGUCUGCAAACAGUGCAGCCCUGGGAGCCCUGGGUAGUCAAAUGGGUUCAUCAGCAUCCAGCGCGGGUGCUGCCAUGAACACCUUGGCAUCUCUGGGCACCCUGCAGGGUCUCACUGGGACUUCUAUGGGCCUCAACCUUAAUGCUCUCACCAACAGUGUUAGUGGUAUGGGGUCCAUGAAUGGAGGCCUGGGAGCCUCCAUGGCCAACGGGUCAGCAGCCAGCUCCAUGGACGCUCUGACCCAGGCCUACUCAGGGAUGCAGCAGUACGCAGCCUCCGCCCUGCCCUCCCUCUACGGCCAGUCUCUCCUGCAGCAGAGCAUUGCUGGAGGUCAGAAGGAAGUAGGGCCAGAGGGCGCCAACCUGUUCAUCUACCACCUGCCCCAGGAGUUUGGCGACCAGGAUCUUCUGCAGAUGUUUAUGCCUUUUGGAAAUGUGGUCUCUGCCAAAGUCUUCAUUGACAAACAGACCAAUCUGAGCAAGUGCUUUGGGUUCGUCAGCUAUGACAAUCCUGUGUCAGCGCAAGCUGCCAUCCAGGCCAUGAAUGGAUUCCAGAUCGGCAUGAAGAGGCUGAAGGUUCAGCUGAAGCGCUCCAAGAACGACAGCAAACCCUACUGAUCCUAGCCCCGGGGCCUCCCCCCCCUCCCCAGCUCUAAUGCUAACACUGCUAGGAACAAAUCUCCAUGCCUGUUUGCUCAUCAUUAGCCUAGCAUGUCUUCAUGAUGUUGAAAGCCAAGCCAAACCCCUGGCCUCAUCAUCCCACCAUUGUCUGUGAUGUCUCUCUAAGCUCGCCUGACCAAUACCUGGCCACCCACUGACCCUUGACCUUAGCUCAACCUGAUUUUUCUGCAUGUAUAUUCAUUUUUUUUCUCCAGUUUUUUCUGUAUAGAAAUGUGACAGGUGGGAGAGAGGUCAAGCAAAUCAAUGUGAAAACUUACCUGCGUUGAAUUCAUUUAAGAGACUUUUUCUUUUUUUUGCGAAUGUUUUAAAAACCUGUGGGAUUUAUUAUUUUUAAUUUAGCUUUGUUUUUUUUAUGUUUCUUUCUUUUUACCUCUCUCAGUAAAGUUCACUUGAAAGUUGAAUACAGGGAUUGGCACACAGCUGUGCUAUUUGGUGCCAUUAGCAAUAUGUUGGCUUCUUAAAAAAAAAAAAAAAAAAAAUGCUACAGACCACUUUCCAACACUUUUGAAAGUCUGACCAGUAAAACCCCUCUCAGUGCUCUGUAAUGAUCUCUACAUUUUGCGGGCAGUGCGAAGAUUUACACCAAGGCUAUUUAAAAAUAUAUUUUCUUUUGAUUUAAAAAAAAUAUCCAGUGUAUUUACCUUUUUUUGAACUAUUGAUGGCACAAUAAAAGGUACAUUUGCUCUGUUUAGAGAAAUGGCUACCUACAUGAGUCAACUUUUUUAGAACUGAUUCACAAAUAGACAAUCUGUGGUUUAAAUGCACACUUAGAUUACCUAUAUUUUAUACCAUUGAAUCUAUAGAAGUUUAACUAACAGAACCCAGGCAAAACUUUGGGUUUUUUGUAGAUUAUGUUGUAAUGUCAUCUGUGUCGGGGGGGUCUUCAGUGUAUUACAUUUUUAAAGAGGACUAAAAAUCAGUUUGAUCAGCGUGACCGUUUGAGGUCAUUUCUAGUAAAUUAAAAAUACUUUAAGUCAAAAAAAAAAAAUCCUCUACAUUAAUUGUAAUUUCAACUUCUGGGGGAAAAAAAGUACUUUUUUUUUUUUCUUAAGGGUCACAGUAUGUAGACUUAAUUCUUUUUCCUGCGUUAAAGAAAAGAUUAGUGUUCAACUUCCACGGUACGUCUCGUUGACCUUCUGUGAAUUUGUCAUUAAUAAUUAAUUUAAUUAAUGGAUGUUUCAGUUUGGUUUAGUUUGGAUGCCUCAUGUUGAAAGAUGAUUUACAAUGUCUGUUAAUCAUACAGAUGCCAGACAAUGUCUUUUUGUUUGAAUUUUGUUGUUAAAGUGCCCAUGUGUCAAA